AUGGAUCCGGUGACGGUCUUCAAGCUCGUGUCCAUCGGGUGCAUCUGGAUCGUGGGCCUCGUGGGCGGCCUGACGCCGGCGCUGCUGGCGUCGCGACACGACAAGUCGCCGACGCUGAGCAUCCUCAGCGCGUUCUCGGGCGGCGUUUUCCUGGCCGGCGGCUUCUUCCACCUGCUGCACUCGGCCGUGGAGAACCCGGCGCUGCGCCGCUGGUCCACGGAGGACGAGGGCCGCUACGAGUUCCCGUACGCCGAGAUGUUCUGCACCAUGGGCUUCCUGGGCCUGCUGCUGCUGGAACAGGCCGCGCAGGCCAAGAUGAGCAGCUCGGCCGGCGAGGCCGGCACCUACGUGGCCGCCAAGAGUGAGGAGGACGACGAGGAGCUCCGCGGGGCCACGGAAAGCGACGACACGUACCUGGGGGACCUGGACGUGGACGACGAAGAACAGGCCCUGGCCGCGGGUAGCAACGUGCGCCGCAGCCACGCGGGCCACUCGCACGGCCCGGGCCAUGCCGAUGAGGCCGACGCCGGGUCGCUGGCCGUGGCCAUUGUGCUGUUCAUUGCGCUGUCCUUCCACUCGGUGCUGGAGGGACUGGGCAUCGGCGCCCAGACGGAGACGGCGUGGGGGGUCUUCAUGGCCAUCAUCAUGCACAAGGGGCUGGCGGCCUUCGCGCUGGGCUCGGGCCUCGUGCAGAGCGCCAUGCCCGUGACCUACGUCAUGCUCUACAUGUUCGUCUUCUCCUUCAUGAGCAUCAUCGGCAUCGUCGUCGGCUGGAUCAUUGCGGCCGACUCGUCGGAAGACUCGGCCGCGGCGGGCAUUUGUGUGGCCCUGGCGUCCGGCACCUUCAUCUACGUGGCCGUCAUGGAGGUCAUCCCACAGGAGUUCCCGCGCCACAGCCACGGAGGCGGCGACGAGGGCCACGGCCACCAGCAGAAGGACUCGGCCACACUGAAGAAGUCCAUUGCACUGGUGGCCGGCUAUGCCAUCUUCGGCCUGCUCGCGAAGUGGUCGUAAAGUGUGCGGAUACUGUUGCAUAUAUGUAUUUGCAGGAGAAAUCGUCGCACAAACUUGAAGUAAAAAGAAAAUCGAGCGACAACGUUGAGUAAGAAAGACAGCAGUGCAAGUGAAUACACAAUGAUUUAACAC
Molecule: messenger RNA, 1146 nt
Organism: Phytophthora sojae
Lineage: Eukaryota; Oomycota; Peronosporomycetes; Peronosporales; Peronosporaceae
Exons: 1
Coding region: 1-1014 (337 amino acids)
Biological process (GO): zinc ion transmembrane transport
Cellular component (GO): membrane
Molecular function (GO): zinc ion transmembrane transporter activity
Source: RefSeq, a predicted model, not a curated record